AUGAAGACACAGCUUCCAGAAUGUGUUGCAAGCGUGUGUUCCUGCGCCCACGCCGAGCGGCUCCCCACCCCCGAAGUGUCAGCCCGCGUAGUCUCCAUCAUGGGAGAACUUUUUGUCAACGUGACCUGGUCCCUGCCCCCACCGAAAUUUCCGCAGCGCCUGCCCAGGAACUUGACGAAACAGUCUUAUCAUGUUACCAUAGGAAAAGAAGUGUUACAACGGUCAUUGCCUCGUUAUUUGAACACUACUGGCUUGGUCACGGCUGGAGAGGAUCCGUUAUAUUUGUUAGUACCUGUUACUGAGCGAACCGGGCCGACGCCACGUGACGGUGAACGAAGUAAUAAGCGAAUAACGUUGGAUGUAAAAAUACUCGCCUGGGUUGCCCUAAUUGAUGAAAGAGGUUGCGUUGGGCCAGAGGGAAACGCCACUGCUUAUGAUCCAAGAGAGAGCAGUGGCACGAAAAUUGGACCUUAUAUACUAUGGGCAGCAUUAUGUGGCGCCUGUAUUGUUGUAAUGGUCGGCAUGCUAGCAGUUAGCGCGCGAGUUGUAAAGCGCGUUUUACGCGCUUUCCGUCCUGCUCCCGUUUCCACUCCGCACGAGUCACUGUGUCGGCCUGCGUGGUUUCCAUUGCAACGGCGCAC
Messenger RNA from Hyposmocoma kahamanoa, 641 nucleotides. RefSeq lists its product as uncharacterized. NCBI's taxonomy places the organism in Eukaryota, Metazoa, Arthropoda, Insecta, Lepidoptera, Cosmopterigidae. The annotation marks the transcript as partial. The transcript is spliced from 5 exons. The record is from RefSeq and is a predicted model, not a curated record.